Messenger RNA from Gloeophyllum trabeum ATCC 11539, 485 nucleotides. RefSeq lists its product as uncharacterized. The record is from RefSeq and is a predicted model, not a curated record. Bases 66 to 350 code for a protein of 94 amino acids. Lineage: Eukaryota; Fungi; Basidiomycota; Agaricomycetes; Gloeophyllales; Gloeophyllaceae. The transcript has a single exon.
GGCCCAUUCUCGAUACCAUCCUUGCUAUAUGGACUGCGUGGACGGCCGGGACUGCGGAACUUCCUAUGGAUGCUGAAGAUCACUCGUCCUUCAGGUCCGAACCGAGCGAAGACGAUCCGGGAGAUCCUGAUUAUGAUGACAACAGUCAACACACGGGUCGUCGUCGGAUUGGGCGAGCCAAACGCAGAAGGACUGAGCGAGAGCAGCCUUCACCAACCCCAGUGUCGGGUGCUCGCAAACGUGAUGCUGCUCUCUCUUCUGCAACCCUAGUCAUGGACGAACCGGAGGGUAAAGCUGCGGCGUACUGGUCUUCGGACGCCAUACGUGAUUGGACUGCCACCAUUCAAUAGAAUAUAUACUGCAGGCGCAUUUGCGAAGAAGAGGAAUCAGCGACGCUUGCAACGCUUUACAGCCGGCACACAGUAUUUACACAUAGAGCCCUCAUAGCCACAGGUCAACUACGGGGACCAAGUCUGCAUCCCGGA